Messenger RNA from Quercus robur (English oak), 1646 nucleotides. RefSeq names its product acetyl-CoA acetyltransferase, cytosolic 1. Bases 187 to 1440 code for a protein of 417 amino acids. The transcript is spliced from 14 exons. Lineage: Eukaryota; Viridiplantae; Streptophyta; Magnoliopsida; Fagales; Fagaceae. Gene Ontology annotation, biological process: fatty acid beta-oxidation. The record is from RefSeq and is a predicted model, not a curated record. Gene Ontology annotation, molecular function: acetyl-CoA C-acetyltransferase activity.
CAAUGUUAGAAACAAGCAGCCGUGCACACGUCUGUGAUUGCCAAACAAACAAAACAUCUCAUUUUUAGUAUUUCAUUUUUCGAAUCCAACUAUAUUACUUUAUAACCCUUUCUUGGCUCAAAUCUCAUUUCUAAGUACAACUACUAAACUGAACAUCUUCUUUUCUCUUUCUCGGACCCUCCGAAAAUGGCUCCUCUCUCAAGGGCAUCCUCAGACUCCAUUAAACCUCGAGAUGUUUGUAUUGUUGGUGUUGCACGUACACCAAUCGGUGGAUUACUUGGUACCCUUUCAUCGUUGUCAGCUACCAAGCUUGGGUCUAUAGCUAUUCAAUGUGCUCUUAAAAGGGCAAAUGUUGAUCCUUCACUUGUGCAAGAGGUUUUUUUUGGCAAUGUCCUAAGUGCGAAUUUAGGCCAAGCUCCUGCUAGACAGGCUGCGUUGGGUGCAGGGAUUCCUAAUUCUGUGAUCUGCACGACUAUUAAUAAAGUUUGUUCUUCAGGGAUGAAAGCAACAAUGCUUGCAGCACAGUCUAUCCAGUUUGGUGUAAAUGAUGUUGUUGUGGCUGGUGGAAUGGAAAGCAUGUCUAAUGCGCCUAAAUAUCUAGCUGAAGCAAGAAAGGGAUCUCGAUAUGGACAUGACACUAUUGUCGAUGGAAUGGUGAAAGAUGGACUUUGGGAUGUGUACAAUGACUUUGGAAUGGGAGUUUGUGGUGAAAUAUGUGCUGAUCAACAUGCUAUAACAAGAGAAGAGCAGGACAAUUAUGCUAUUAGGAGCUUUGAGCGAGGAAUUUCUGCACAGAGUGCUGGUGUCUUUGCAUGGGAAAUAGUUCCGGUUGAAAUUUCUGGGGGAAGAGGGAAGCCUUCCAUGAUUAUUGACGAGGAUGAAGGUUUAGGAAAGUUUGAUGCUGGAAAACUGAGGAAGCUGAGACCAAGUUUCAAGGAGGCUGGGGGUUCUGUUACUGCUGGGAAUGCUUCUAGCAUAAGUGAUGGUGCAGCUGCAUUAGUGCUAGUGAGUGGGGAGAAGGUUCUUCAACUAGGGUUGCAAGUAAUUGCAAAGAUCAAAGGAUAUGCUGAUGCAGCUCAGGCACCUGAAUUAUUCCCAACAGCCCCAGCCCUUGCAAUACCAAAAGCUAUUUCAAAUGCUGGUUUGGAAGCUUCUCAGAUUGAUUACUAUGAAAUUAAUGAAGCCUUUUCUGUUGUGGCACUUGCCAAUCAAAAGCUGCUUGGUCUUAGUCCUGAAAAAGUUAAUUUACAUGGUGGGGCUGUAUCUUUGGGACAUCCACUAGGAUGCAGUGGAGCUCGUAUUUUGGUCACAUUAUUAGGGGUGUUGAGACAAAAGAAUGGGAUGUAUGGGGUUGGUGCUAUCUGCAACGGAGGAGGAGGGGCAUCUGCUCUGGUUCUUGAGAGAAUGCCAGUUGCGAUGGUGGGACUUUCUAAGCUAUGAUGCUGAUUUGUUCUCACAUUAUCCUAUAUUUAUGCAGUUUUCCCCCCCUUUCUAUUUUCAUUUCUGAAUUUAUUUUUAUAAAUAAAAUAAAUUGUAUAAAUAAACUUGUGCAAAGAUAGAAAGGGGGAAAAUGGAGUAUAUCAACUAGAUCAAUAGCUAUUUUAACAUUUGUUAUUGAGUAACAAAGUAAAAGUGUGUUGUAUCAA